This is a messenger RNA of Mytilus trossulus (common blue mussel), 1698 nucleotides long. RefSeq lists its product as uncharacterized. The record is from RefSeq and is a predicted model, not a curated record. The transcript has 4 exons. NCBI's taxonomy places the organism in Eukaryota, Metazoa, Mollusca, Bivalvia, Mytilida, Mytilidae. The coding region runs from base 84 to 1151 and encodes 355 amino acids.
GGUUCAGAGAUUCAGAUGCACUUCUUCGCACUUCGCAUGCGUCGUAUCCAACUAUCUACUUCCGUAAACAAAAGAAUUUCAGCAUGCGGGAAUUUACAAGAAGCCGACAAUUCCUUAACCCCGAUGAAGAUUUUGUUUUGCACGGACAGAGAGCUUCAUACAGUGAAAAGCCAUUAGGAUUAAGGAACUCUCGAUUGACAAACACAACAUCACGAUUAAGUCAACACAUAUUAGAUCAGGAGGAUAAUUACCGUGAUAGAAGAUAUGCAGAGUCACUAGGAGAUCUUGCCAAGAGUUUGGAAAAUACUAGCAAAAAUGUAGACAGUACAUUGCGAAGAAGUGUAACAUUUUCUGGUCAUCACUCACCUUACAGUUUGAGUCACAAAACUCCCUUAGAAGAAGAAUAUGACAGAAUUAGGGACAGAAAGCUAUUUACCGAAUCCUUUGGAGGUCUUCCUGUUGAUGAUGGUAAGGAAUUGUGGUAUACAAAACCAGUUCACUUAAGCCGUCAGGAAUAUUCAUUAUCGCCACGAUAUGGAGCAUCCUCAAGAUCAAGGUCACCUCAAAAGAAUAGUGGAACAUUAGGCGCUGCUCUAGCUCUUCAAGACAAUGCAAGACAGCUUAAUAAUGAUGAAAGAAAUUAUUCAUUGAAAUAUAAGGAUUCAAACGGAUUGAAGUUUUUUCCUGUGACAUUACAGGCCUCCUAUGAACUUAGUGAUUUAGACAGGAAGUUGGAAGAACUUGAAAACAAGCCACGACCUAGAACAGCAAAAUCAUAUGUAAAGACUAGCUAUGAGCCAAAUAGUGUCAAUUCUAUGUACCUAUUGGGGUCAGAGGCUCCUGCAACACGCAAGUCAUCCCCAUUAUACACAUCUCCAUUUGUAUCUGACUUGGCAUCACUCAGAAUGGAGAGACUACGCAUCGAGGAAGAUAGAUACUUAGAACUUAAAAGAUUACAAGAGCUGGAGAGACUAAGGGGACCGCAUAAAAAAUGGUAUGAGUCAACUGGACCAGAUUUCCAUUAUGAAUCUCAUAAAAAUACAGAGAUGAUUAAAAGUGAGAAACAUUUUGACAAAUUAUUACAAUACAAAGAAGAGUUAAACAGAUCAUCAGCAGAAUGUAGAAAGUCUUAUGAGGCUAUUUGUGUAUAAAUAAUGAUUUUAGAUUAGUGUUUAUGGAAAAUAUAUGGCAGUUAGUAAAGUGACACAGAGAUUAGAUGUAGAGAAAACACAAUAUUGUAAUGGCUUUCUUUGAACCUUUUUUAUUUAUUUUCAGAGCAAUCGAUAUAUUUUGUUGUUUUUCAUGUAUAGAAUAUUUACAUAGUAAAAGACGUUAAAUUUCACUUUGUUAGGUCAGCAGAAGUUUAAGGGACUUACAUGUUCAUGUUUGGAUAAAUAGGGUUGACAUUGGAACUCAAACAAUGAAGGAUCCUUGAUACAUACAGAUAGUAGAUCUGACUUUUGAAGUCUUUUUUUUUUAAAUUAUUGACUUAGGUGUAUGCAUUAUUAAUGUUUAUAGAAAUCCAAUUUACCUUUUUUUGAUAUUUAUUUGCAGUGAAGUAAGUAAUGAGAAAUGUUCAUGUACAUUUGUUAUUAUUUUAAUUUUAAUUUAUACAACAAAUUAAACAUGUAUUUAUUAGUUAUUUCAAUAAUUUUAUUUAUUAAGUUAUUUUAUCCAAUAGUUUAAAUAUAAUGAAGU